AAGUGAUUGGGGGUCAGAGGUCGCCGGUGCAGCGGGAACAUGGCGGCGGCGGCACUGGCGAGGCUGGGUGCUGGCGGCGGCGUGGCCGCGCUCCCCGGGGCGGCGGCUCCCUGAGCGGGGCGGGGAGCCUCCUCCCGCCGUGACGCUGCCCCCGCUCAGGCAUGGUCGCUGCGCUGUAGGAGGCAGGGAGCCGCGGCGAUGCCAGAGGAGGAGCCGCGGGAGGAGAGCGCUUGAGCUUGUCUGAGGAGCCGCGCAGUGUGUGUGAAACGUGAUUCAGAUCAACCAUAUUAUUUACGAGACCUGAGUCUGUUGAAAAAGCGUGUGAUCUCCCUAGUGAAACUCUUUCAAUUCUAAAUGAUUAAUUUGUUGGAAAAUGAAGCUUAAAUACUAGCCAUGGUGUCAUGGAAAGGAAUAUACUUUGUACUUGCACUAUUCUCGGGAAGUUUUUUUGGAAGUAUAUUCAUGCUCGGUCCUUUUCUACCUUUGAUGUUUAUCUCACCGGCCUGGUAUCGCUGGAUCACCGAUUGUGUUGUGGCCACUUGGCUCACGCUGCCAGUGGCCUUGCUGGAAAUGGUGUUUGGUGCCAAGGUGGUUGUCACUGGUGACGGAUUUGUUCCUGGAGAAAGGAGUGUCAUUAUCAUGAACCAUCGCACGCGAAUGGACUGGAUGUUCCUGUGGAACUGCCUGCUGCGAUACAGCUACCUCAGACUUGAGAAAAUCUGUCUCAAAUCCAGUCUCAAAAGCAUUCCGGGAUUUGGUUGGGCAAUGCAGGUUGCUGCCUUUGUUUUCAUUCAGAGAAAGUGGGAAGAUGACAAGAGUCACUUUGAAAAAAUGCUGGAUUAUUUCUGUGACAUUCGUGAACCGCUACAGCUCCUCAUCUUUCCGGAAGGAACUGAUCUCACAGCCAAUACCAAAGCCCGCAGUAAUGAAUUUGCUGAAAAGAAUGGACUUCGAAAAUACGAGUACGUCUUACAUCCGCGAACGACUGGAUUCACUUUUGUGAUUGAGCGUUUAAGGGAAGGUGACAAUCUUGAUGCUAUCCAUGACAUAACUGUGGCAUACCCCCAAAACAUUCCUCAGACAGAGAAGCACCUUCUGAAUGGCAACUUCCCUAAGGAGAUUCACUUCCACGUCCAGAGAUAUCCCAUAGAGACAGUGCCCACUUCCAAGGAGGAGCUGCAGCUUUGGUGCCGGAAGCGUUGGGAAGAGAAAGAGGAGAGACUCCGACACUUCUACGAAGGUGGAAAAUGCUUCAGUGCAACAGGGCAAAGCAUUAUUCCUCCGUGUAAAUCCGAGCUCAGGGUCCUCACGGUUAAGUGCAUCUCGCUCCUGUAUUGGACAGUGUUCCCACUGGGUAUGCUGGUGCUGCUGUACCUGUACAGCUUUGUGCAGUGGUAUUUUGCAGCCAUGAUCAUCUUUUUUGUCGUGCAGCAAAAGAUAUUUGGUGGGCUGGAACUAAUUGAACUCGCUUGUCAUCGAUAUUUUAAAAAGCAACAGAAAUUCCAUAACACGAAAAUAAAAAACAAUUAGUUCUGGGGUAAAGAAAGAUGUAAAAAUGGGUGAUUUUGAGAUGUCCUGCAAAUUUUAUGCACAGGGAAGAAUUUUUGCAUGAGAAUUGUCUUUUAUUAUUGCCAUUGUUAGACAUUUGCACUCGAUUCUGUGAAGAGAAAGAAAAAUGUUAGUUAUUGCUACACGUGAAAGUGGUAGUUUUUAUCUCUGAAUGUAAUUUCAACAUUGCCUCUGCAAGCAGCUAGCAACUGCAUUCUGCUGUAAUUAAGAAACAAAUUGCUGGAUUACUGAACAAUCGUAAGGAUGAUAAUAAUUGUGACAUGCACUGAACUUUCAUGCAGAAACCCAAACUGUCCAGCUAAAGGAGACAGAGGUAUGAUUUCUGUACAAUCGCAUUGUCAUAAGGGAAGCACCGGAUUUGGACAGCUGGUAAGUUUAACGAUGUUUUGAUGGUAGGUGGAAGUUGGAGGAGAAGUUGUUCCGUUUUUUUUUUUUCUAUUUCAAAUAUUCAAACUUAUAUUUUUGCAUAAUCUUUUCCAAACACUACUGAACCUACCACUAUUCAAUUGUUCUGACUUGGUCACUCAGAAGGAUUUUAAACCUUGCAGUCUUGUGUUUUAGUACAGAAAACAGCGCUGGCUCUGCCUCCAAAUAAUCUGAACUGAUUAUUCAAUAGACCUGUGCAGCUAAGUUUGGAUUUUUCACUGUUUCCAUACUGUUUUGCUGUCCCUCUUAGCUGUGGGAGACUUGUUCCUCCUGUAGUAUACAGAGCUGCAGGAUAGGGGAGCUAAUUUUUUGUUGGUUUAUUGGUAUUUUUUCUCCUAGAGGCAAAACCAAGUGUCUGUCCCUUGAGUAGCUGGCAAACGUUUUUCAAAACGUUUUCCUUGUAGACAUUAUUUGCUUGAAAACAUUUAAUUUUCAGAGUAGGCGAAAUAUCUUUUUUUAAGCAUGUAUUUUGGUUUUCACUUUGCUUCCUAAGUCAUUUAAAGUGUCCGUAGACUGCUUGUUCUGCACGUGUCAGCCAGACCCGCUGAAAUGCCCCUGAUGCAGUGGUUGUCUCCUUAUAGGUGCAAGAGAUGGGUUUCAGACUUCUCACAGCACAGGGAAACCGAGCUACAUCUUCCCUUUGCAAUAUUGUCUUUGAUUGCCUGCUGGCAUCAUUACUUUUCCAACUUUUGGGGGUUCUUUGGGGUCCCAUUAUAAUACUUCCCCUUAUUUUCAUGACAUUCAGAAAAUCUGAAGGUUUAAACUCAGACAAGGCACUUGCAAGUGCAUUCCUUGUCAUAUAUAACAAAAGUCAUGUUCACGCUCACAUGGUUAAAGACAUAAACACUGGAUCAACACUUCCGAGACACCAGGCUGGGUUUGGUUUUCAACCUCAAAAAAACGUUAGGUCGCUUGAUGAACUGUACUGCUGCAGACCUUUCAUGACUUACUGAGUAUUUGUUUAUCGCACGAAGGCGUGUCUGAGCGGAACAGAGGUGGCCUGACGCCAUACGUUGAGUGGCAUUGCCAUGAAAUGGGAAAGUAUAGAAUGCAAAAUUUAUCUUGUACUGUGUUGAGUAUCUCAAGCGUUGGGUCAGCAUGGUAGACACAUCUGUUUUCUUCUAAAUUACAGUAGUAAACAUGUUGUAUCAAAGGCCAUUUUUUGAAUGAAUCACCAGCUUCUAGUCAACCUUGCAAGGUGACAAGUAUUUUUUAAUCUGUGCUUAUAACUAGUUGUUUAUUACGUGGAAAGUACUUGAAGCCAUCUGUUUUACUCUAAUUUUUUAAACCCCUUUUUUCUUAAAACCGAAUAAAACUAGGUUUAUAUUUAGGGUUAUGUUUCUUAAUGAUUUUUUCGUAUUUAUAUUUGAGUACCUGAUGUCUGACAGCUGGUGUUUCAUUGUCACGAGUGGAAGGAUCCUUUCUGCCCUAUGAGGACUUUUUAAAACGUGAUUCUGUGAUACCAAAGGCAUGGCUGCACCUUAACUCGACAUCGCCUGUUUUUUCUUUGCCUGAUAUUCCUUUGGUGCGAUUCCCUGCACAUCCCAGGUAGCUCACCGCAAGGGAAAACCAAAAAACCUCCUUUAUGGUUAAUGCAGAGGAGAGCUAAAAGGCAGUUUCUAGUCUGUCCUGAGCCGUGGCUGUGCUUUCACACCGGGAGUAGCCAUGGCCAGCCCACUCCAAUCGCCUUAAUAUAGAGUGUUCAGGAAUCGCUUUGGAGGACAGGUUAUCGAUGUUGGUGACAUAAGUACCAGCUUCGCUUUUCUCAGUCGCUCAGAGAACUUUGUGGUGCCCUCAGAUGUAUCAGAAGCGUCAGUGUGAGUCUUGGUCAUGGAGCGGUGAGAGAUUUAACUUCUGUGUGAUCAGAGUUGGGCUCUGAAAAUCGUAUGCAAUCCAUUGCUGACCCUUACGAGGGGUUUUCUCCCAGCUGGAGUCAAACACGUAACCUACUGUAAUGUGGUAAACAUCCUGCAAAUCUGUAAUUCAGCCUCCUCUCUCAUGUAUUUGGAUCAAAGAGAAAGAAUAAUCUUGUCAGCUGCUCAUGUUGCAUUUGCAGUGCCUGGCUCUGUGGCGUGGGGCAGCACGUGGGAAGUGAAGAAUCCUCCUCUCACCGGGAAGGGUCUCGGCUUUCUGACUGACGCAAAUUUUCAGAUUAUGUGCAACAUUUUCCAGCUCAAUUAGAAAUGCAAGGGGUGUGUGUGUGUGUGUGUGUGUGGUGUGUAAACUUUGAAUAACAAGGAAAAGCUUUGUGGAUGUAGAAGCUUCUGUUUAAAAAGUGGCUAAGGAACUGUAGGAAGAUCUUUUUGUGAAUGUUUUUUUUUCUCUCUUUGGUCAAAUUGUAGCCUUUUACUCAGAAGGUACUAAUACACAGAUUUUUUUGGUGACUGUUUUGUCCUCACCCUGUUUCCCUAUUCAAAGUACACACCAAGAUGGCAUGUAGGAACAUGGGUCGGUGGUGGACUUGGCAGUGGUAGGUUUACAGUUGGACUCUGUGAUCUUAAAGGUCUUUUCCACCCUAAAUGAUUCUAUGAUUUUGUGCUGGGUAAAUCACUUGGAAGGGUUUUCAGUGCUGUUAGGUUAAAGGUGCUAGUACUCCAGGAAUCCCUGUCUCAUGGGAUGCAUAUUGGCACGAGACUCAGCUCAUUCGUUAGCACGUUUGCCAUGGCUCCCCUUCCCUCGCGGUCCCAGCAGCCGCACUGCUCGGCAGCGACUGCUCCGUCUGCGGGACCUGCAGGUCUUCCUAGGUCUGGCGUAAAGUUAUUUGAGAUCCGUGACGUGCUUUAAGGAUCCUCCUCUCGUUUGCUCAGUGAAAUGUUUCCUCAUCAGCGUCAGGGUUUUCAUUCUCUCUGCUCGGAACAGAAGGCUGAAAUCCUGCCAUCUGUGUUUGUCAUCAAGGUCAGCUGGGUAGCAGGGUGUCAGCCCAAGACAUAUCUCUCUUGGCUUCAAAGCUGCAAGGCCCGAAGCUGGUCUGUAAGGUGUUGUCUUAAUCAUAUGAAAUGUAGUUCCUAGUUUUGCGCAUUGCAUCGGUCUGUUGUUUAAAAAAAAAGAUCUGUGUUUUUAUAACUUGGUUUUAUAUGUACACUGUGUGAAACACCAGGAUACUACAAACCUACAGAAAGCCUUAGUUUUCAGAGUUCACUAUUAUCUUAGAACGUUUUAACCAUUUACCAGUGACUUUACAGCAACAAUAAAGACCUGAAGCAUU
Messenger RNA from Falco peregrinus (peregrine falcon), 5200 nucleotides. RefSeq names its product lysocardiolipin acyltransferase 1 (gene LCLAT1). Gene Ontology annotation, cellular component: endomembrane system. The transcript has 8 exons. Bases 394 to 1530 code for a protein of 378 amino acids. Lineage: Eukaryota; Metazoa; Chordata; Aves; Falconiformes; Falconidae. Gene Ontology annotation, molecular function: acyltransferase activity. The record is from RefSeq and is a predicted model, not a curated record.